This is a messenger RNA of Stegostoma tigrinum, 801 nucleotides long. RefSeq names its product probable G-protein coupled receptor 139. The record is from RefSeq and is a predicted model, not a curated record. Gene Ontology annotation, cellular component: membrane. The transcript has a single exon. Gene Ontology annotation, molecular function: G protein-coupled receptor activity. Gene Ontology annotation, biological process: G protein-coupled receptor signaling pathway. Lineage: Eukaryota; Metazoa; Chordata; Chondrichthyes; Orectolobiformes; Stegostomatidae. The coding region runs from base 1 to 801 and encodes 266 amino acids.
AUGGCAGCUGCUGAUCUGAUGGUCAUUUUCAUUGACGUUAUACUGAGGAGAUUUCCCUCAUAUUAUUACCCACUGUGUUUCCUGGACAUCACUCCUGUGUGUAGUGUUGCUGGGGCCCUGUUUUGUGCAGCCAGAGACUGCUCUGUUUGGUUCACUGUGACUUUCGCCUUUGACCGAUUUGUGACUAUUUGUUGUCAGAAGCUGAAAACAAAAUAUUGUACUGAGAAAACUGCAACUGUGGUUCUAGCAACAACCUGUACCCUGUUCUGUUUGAAAAACAUCCCCUUCUAUUUCCAAUAUGAGCCUCAGGUGAUAAUCAACAAUGUGUCAUUCUACUGUCAAACAAAGUCAAGCUACUUUACUGAGACACAGUGGGUGGCAUUAGAUUGGUUUGACACGGUUUUGACCCCUUUACUGCCAUUCGCUUCAAUUCUGUUGCUCAAUGCUGUGACAGUCAGACACAUUUUAGCGACGAUUCAAGUCCGCAAGAGGCUGAAGGGUAAGAGCAAAGGAGAGAAUCGCAGGGACCCAGAAAUGGAGUGCAGAAAGAAGUCUGUGAUCUUGCUCUUCACCAUAUCUGGGAAUUUCAUCCUCCUGUGGUCAAUCAUUGUUCUCCAUUUCUUAUACUAUGUCAUUCAAGGAAUUAACACUGCUGAUUACCCACCUUUGCUAUAUGACUUCAGUAAAGUUGGUUAUAUGCUACGGAACCUAAGUUGUUGCACAAACACAUUUACUUAUGCAGCAACAUUGCCGAGAUUCAGAGCAAAGUUCAGAAACGCAGUUAAAUCUCUGCUAACAUGA